GCGUAUCAUAUGUCAACCUAUUGUAAAAAUGGACGCAUUAAAGUGGUUUCUUGCACUAAUUACAGUCGUUGCUUUAACCCAGCCAGCGACUUGUAAGAAAAUCAAGAUUCUAUCAGAUUUCACAACUUUUCAAGACAAGGAAUUCUUUAAAACGACGUUUCCUUGGAUAGCACAUAACGUUGGGCCCAAACUCCGUGUAAAAUACUUCUUGAAAGAUGAAAAAGAUGGCGGAAAACACAUGUGCGUAUUGGAGAACUUGAAACGUAAUCUUCUACUUCAAGCGGAUUAUAUGAAAUGUGAGGCUAAUGGCGAAAAAGACUGCUUGAAAAAACUUCCACUGGAUCAAAGGAAACUCGACAAAUGUAUUAGGAAGAGCCACAAGAAACAAAGAUCUGCCGAAAAGCAAUUUAGAAAAUAUAGUCCCAGUGAAACGCCAGUAAUAAUAAGAGGACGGUCUCAACAAACUGUGCAUGAUCCGAAAACUGUGCUGUUUAGUAUUUGUGAGAUGUUUGGAAGAAAGCAACCUGAGGGUUGUAGGAAUCCCUCUGAGGCCCCAGUACCGGCUACACCAUCUACUACCGAAUGCACACAACCCUCGACGAAGCUUCCCACAGAAUUAUCAACCGAUCCUGGAACCACCGAAAAACCAAGUGAAGCAACCACUCAACAGUCAAGUGAGGCAACUACUAUUCAGCCAAGCGAAAUCACAACGGAGCCACUAGUAGGGAGCACAACGGAGCCACCAAUAGCGAGCACAACGGAGCCACCAGUAGCGAGCACAAUGGAGCCACCAGUAGCGAGCACAAAGGAGCCACCAGUAGGGAGCACAACGGAGCCACCAGUAGCGAGCACAACGGAGUCACCAGUAGCGAGCACAACGGAGCCACCAGUAGCGAGCACAAUGGAGCCACCAGUAGCGAGCACAACGGAGCCACCAGUAGCGAGCACGGAGCCACCAGUAGCGAGCACAACGGAGCCACCAGUAGCGAGCACAACGGAGCCACCAGUAGCGAGCACAACGGAGCCACCAGUAGCAAGCACAACGGAGCCACCAGUAGCGAGCACAACGGAGCCACUAGUAGCGAGCACAAAGGAGCCACCAGUAGCCACAACGCAGCCACCAGUAGCGAGCACAAAGGAGCCACCAGUAUCGAGCACAAUGGAGCCACCAGUAGCGAGCACAACGAAGCCACCAGUAGCAAGCACAACGGAGCCACCAGUAGCGAGCACAACGGAGCCACUAGUAGCGAGCACAAAGGAGCCACCAGUAGCCACAACGCAGCCACCAGUAGCGAGCACAAAGGAGCCACCAGUAGCCACAACGCAGCCACCAGUAGCGAGCACAAAGGAGCCACCAGUAGCCACAACGCAGCCAAGUAGUGAGCACAACGGAGCCACCAGUAGCGAACACAACGGAGCCACCAGUAGCGAGCACAACGGAGCCACCAGUAGCGAGCACAACGGAGCCACCAGUAGCGAGCACAACGAAGCCACCAGUAGUGAACACAACGGAGCCACCAGUAGCGAGCUCAACGGAGCCACCAGUAGCGAGCACAACGGAGCCACCGGUAGCGAGCACAACGGAGCCACCAGUAGCGAGCUCAACGGAGCCACCGGUAGCGAGCACAACGGAGCCACCGGUAGCGAGCACAACGGAGCCACCAGUAGCGAGCACAACGGAGCCACCGGUAGCGAGCACAACGGAGCCACCAGUAACCACAACGCAGCCAAGUAGUGAGCACAACGGAACCACAAUCUGAAAACCAAAGGUAGGCACCAGCAAACAACCAAAAGGAGCCACCAGCAGACAACUAAGUGACGCCACUACUACACCAAUAUACCUAUGUAUUCCAAUUUGAAGCGCAGCAACAUACGUAAUUAAUA
Messenger RNA from Cydia strobilella, 1884 nucleotides. RefSeq names its product mucin-2-like. The coding region runs from base 29 to 1735 and encodes 568 amino acids. The record is from RefSeq and is a predicted model, not a curated record. The transcript has a single exon. NCBI's taxonomy places the organism in Eukaryota, Metazoa, Arthropoda, Insecta, Lepidoptera, Tortricidae.